Molecule: messenger RNA, 831 nt
Organism: Orycteropus afer afer
Lineage: Eukaryota; Metazoa; Chordata; Mammalia; Tubulidentata; Orycteropodidae
Source: RefSeq, a predicted model, not a curated record
AUGUGGGGGCAUGAUGUUGGGAAGAAAGCAGCUCAGGGCAUGUUUAAAUAUAAUAAGUUGCAAAAACAAUAUAAAAUAAAGGAUAUUAAGUCCAGGUACUGUUUGGGAGAAGCCAUGGAGAAUGGAGGAUCUUAUGUCCAGCUGUUGGUCAGAAUCACCUCUGAUGUCAAAGCUGAUGAUUCAGACUCCAGCAUCAUCCUGCAGCACCCUGAGAAGAAGGGGGGGGGGUUUCCAAGUACCUUGCCUAAUACCUUUUCAUUUGUUCUAUCAUCAGGUUUUUUCAGGAAGAUCUUCAUUUUGCAACUGGUAGAGUUAGUGCUGACCUACGACUUCACUGGAUGUGACUUUAGAAACUUCACACAGGAAUAUGAUGAAGUUAUCUAUAAAGAGCUGCAAAGACUUUGGCUUGAGACCAAUAAAACCAGGGCCAGCAAAUACCACUUCUGUAAAAACCGGUCAGAAUGUCUCACUGAAAUCGUGCAACGUACCUUCAGUCCCGAAACUGAUUGUCUGUCAUUCCACUAUGAAACCUUGGCAGUUGUAACUAAAGCUUCGCUGACUCAGCGGUGCCCAGGGUACUCCGAAAGUCAGAUAAAUAAUACCCAGGUAGUAAAGAAGAGAAAGAAAAGAGAAGUUUAUAAUGCAGGGAAAAGUCCCUGGGUGUCACAGACAAUUAAGCGCUCAACUACUAACCCAAAGAUGUUGAGAAACUUCUGUAGCAUGGAUGAUUGGGCCACUGGCUUCAUUACAGUAAUUCUCAACUGGAACUGCAGAAGCCUUAUUCAAGGGAAAAAAUCUAAAAGUGUAAUAGAAGAAAAAUUUUUCUUGUGA